CUGAUGGAGGCAGAGCAGAGGGGCGUGUGAGACUGCAGUUGCAUCCUUCUUCUAGCAUUCCUCCAUUCGAUGCAUGCAGAGAGACAGCGCAUACGCUUACUCUACCUCCUGCGCUCCAAACACUGAAUCCGGCAUGUUCUGCUUCUGCCUGCAGAGCUCACUGUUGAAGCUCCAGGCUCUUGAAGGAGAUUCCAGCCCAUCUUCACAACCCUCUCCCGAAGACAGCCCACCCACCCUGGGAUUCAAAGAGGAGAUCCAGGCUCCUUCAUGCACUGGCUUGGAAGAAGAAAACAGCUCACUAGACUGCAGGCUGGCAGAGGGUGACUGUAACAGUGAUCUUCGGCAGAGCCCAGGGCCCAGUCGACUCAUCCAGCACAUCACAGAUGACAACAGCCCCCUGCUCUCCCCACGCUGCUCCAGCCUCAGCCAGAGCCAACGCUUCAACACAGACCCAGAGUCUGCCCCGUCUCCACCCAGCACACAGCAUCUCAUCAUGGCUCGUGGGGUUGUUAGAACGGAGGUUCCUGGAGAUGCUAAAGAAGUCGCCUCCAUCCCUCUCCUCACCAAACACAUCCAAACACUCAAGAAGAAAAUACGGAAAUUUGAAGAGCACUUUGAGCAAGAAAUGAACUAUAAGCCUUCACAUAAUGAUAAAUCAGCAAAUCCAGAGAUUGUCAAGCUCUUAAGUGAACUGGCCAGAUCUCGCAAACAGCUCAAAGAUUUAAAGCUGAGACAGUCAUUUGAUGAAUUCCGAAGACAAGACGGCAGCGAGUCCACGGAUAUCUGCAGGUACACGAACGGCCAGCAGGAAGCGCCAGAACAGCAGACUCAACAUCACAAACCCUGUCUAGAGGAAACUGUGGACUCGCUCCUCAAACGGCUGCGAGAGAAACGGCAGGCUCUCGGCCUCCCAGAAAACAUGAGGGAAAUGACCCAGAGACAGAUGGCCCUGGAGAAGAUCACACUGCAGAAAUGUCUGUUGUAUUUUGAGAGCUUGCAUGGUCGCCCUGGGACCAAACAAGAGAGAAACCUGGUGAAACCACUUUACGACAGAUACCAGGUGGUGAAACAUCUCUUGUGUGCCACUCCCACAAUCACAACCAUAGAAGAAGAAGAGGGGUCAGAUGAUGACUCUGUUCGGUACACACCUCCACCAGUGUGUCUCACAGAUAGGAGAGGCUGUAGGGAAGAGGAGGGAGACAGUGACCCUGCGUUUGUGUCUCCGCUGGAUGAGAUAAAGACAGUGAGACAAUCAGCCUUAACCAUGUCCAACCUUCAUGAGGCCUCUAGGUCUGAGUUGCUGGAGUGUCUGCGGGAGACUCGAGCAGAGAAAAAGAGACGACGUAAAGCCAUCAGAGAGUUUGAAGAGCAGUUCUUGAAACAGAUGGGAAGAACUGCACAAAAAGAUGACCGAAUUCCCAUGGCCGUGGAGUACCAGGAGUACAAAAGUCUCAAAGCCAAAUUACGCUUACUGGAAGUGUUGCUCAGCAAACAGGAAACCACAAAGACAAUUUGAGUCAAAGAGAUUCUUUCUGCCUU
This is a messenger RNA of Myxocyprinus asiaticus (Chinese sucker), 1539 nucleotides long. RefSeq names its product protein FAM13C-like. The transcript is spliced from 10 exons. Bases 74 to 1516 code for a protein of 480 amino acids. The record is from RefSeq and is a predicted model, not a curated record. Lineage: Eukaryota; Metazoa; Chordata; Actinopteri; Cypriniformes; Catostomidae.